UACUAUUAAUGAUACAGGGCUGUGGCAGUGAGUGUUCAAAGCUAAGGACGGUUUCGAGCUAGCUUGCUUGUAAAUGGAGAACUGUUCUUCAGUUUAAACAGCUGUAGCUUUGGUUUACCUGUGUGUGUGUGUUUCAUUUAGAUUUAAUUCCACAUUGCCAGAUGUCAGGACAGAAAGAAGCUGGGUUUAUUAAGACGAAGAAGCCGCUUGGGAACCUUUCAAGAACACCGACAAUCAAAUCUGCUCUCUUCUUUUUUCUUUUCAAAAUCGUACUGGUUUGCUUAAUUCCAUAUUUCUUUUUCUUAUUCAUAAGAAGGCAGCUGAGUUAGAGUGAGGUGUUGGGGGUGGGGGGGGGAGAGAAGAAAACCCGGUGACAGAACUUUGAAGGCUAUGAGAGAACGCAUUCCACACAGCCUCGGUGGACACGUACUGUAUGUAGGACUGUUGAGAGACCCAGGGAUGCUUCACAGGGCGAAGUACAGUCGUUUUAGAAAUGAGUCCCUCACAUCCUUGGAGGAAGAUGUGCAAAACGGCCCUCUGCAUCUCAAAGGCUCUUCGUCUUCUCGUUCCUCGGCACCUAAUAUACCCAUCGAAGACGUCGCUGUUGGGACCCCGGACAGCCCCGUGGCUUUGUGCACCUUGAUACCUCGCAUGGCUAACAUUAAGCUGGCCAAUCCUUCCACUCUACCGAGCUUAAAGAACUUCUGCCUACGGACUAAAGAGGUGCCGAAAAUAAAACUCACAGAAUGCGUAACUGUUCCCAGCAGCCCAACUUUGCCAGAGAUCAGCUUGACUAGCUGCCUGCCUGCUUCUUAUAACCGAGGAGACCCAGAGAAGUCACUAAAGGCGAACGCAAGCAUCCAGGAGGACAGUUGCUUGUCGGGCUCUGAAGAACCUGCCUUCACAUCUAAACAGGAGAAAGACCUGGGGCAGAGAGGGGAAUCCGGUUUGGAGACUGGCAUAUCAUUCACUGUCCGAUAUAUGGGCUGUAUUGAAGUGUUGCAGUCAAUGAGGUCUCUGGAUUUUGGCACUCGGACACAAGUUACCAGGGAAGCAAUAAGUCGACUGUGUGAAGCUGUGCCAGGAACACAUGGGGCCGUAAAAAAGCGGAAGCCUCCAGCUAAAUUUCUGUCUCCUGUGCUUGGUAAAAGUAAUCUUCAGUUUUCUGGCAUGAAUAUAAAACUGACCGUCUCAACAACCAGCCUUACUCUACUGAAUGUUGAGACCUACCAGAUUAUUGCCAAUCAUCACAUGCAGUCCAUUUCGUUUGCCUCCGGAGGCGAUCCUGAUACAACAGACUAUGUUGCCUAUGUUGCUAAAGAUCCCGUUAAUCAAAGAGCAUGCCAUAUAUUGGAAUGUCCCUGCGGUAUAGCUGAGGAAGUCAUAAAUACCAUUGGGCAAGCUUUUGAACUCCGGUUCAAACAGUACUUGAAGAAUCCUUCUGCUUUGAUUGCUUCCAAUGAAAGACCUCCACAGGCUUUAAAGUCAGCCUCGAAAGCUUUGCUCUCUGUGCCAUCCGCUCGGACCAUUAGAGAAGUGGUGAAUCUUGGUGGAUCCACGUGGAAUAUUCAGGAUAAAGAGGAUCAUGAAUACUAUAAUGAAAUCCCAGGGAAAGAGCCUCCUACGGGUGGACUAUUAGAUAACAGACUGAAAGUACUCCCAGAACAAAGAACUAAUUGUCCCAUGCACUAUGAACAACAGUACUGUCCGACCGAGUGUCCCAAAUCCAUGAAUAUUUAUGAAAACUGCCCAGAUGAAUACAAGACAGUAGGUAACUCUAGUGAGCAGGUGCAGGCAGCAAAGAAAGAUACUCCAAUGCUGAAAAAUGCAAGCAAAGUGGACCUUUUUGAUGAUCCUCGAUAUAUCAAUACUCAAAACUUACAAACCACGUCUUCUACUGUCGGUAGCCUGACAUUGUUACAGACCCGUGGAAGUCCAGCUCAUUCAAAAUCAUUGGAAGUUGUUGAACAGAACUUUUCCAGCAACAUGGCAGGUCUUGGAGGCAUCACAGCCACAAAACAACUUAUGGGGAAUGAAGAAUGCUACCAUGGAAAGUUAACCAGGAAAGCUGCCGAGAGCCUCUUAGUGAACGAUGGUGAUUUUUUGGUGCGGGAGAGUGCAACGUCACCUGGCCAGUACGUUCUGAGUGGGCUGCAAGGAGGACAAGCAAAACAUCUGUUGUUGGUGGAUCCUGAAGGCAAGGUUAGAACCAAAGAUCACAUAUUUGAUAGCGUGGAUCAUCUUAUUCGCUACCAUAUGGAAAAUAAAUUGCCAAUCAUCUCCUCCGGAAGUGAAUUAAAUCUGAGCCAGCCAGUGAGAAAAGGGACUGGACAACUGCAAUAUAACAAAUAGUUAUCUCAUCACACAUCAUUUUCAAGACAAUUCUUUCCC
Messenger RNA from Elgaria multicarinata webbii, 2391 nucleotides. It is a transcript of the gene SHC4, whose product is annotated as SHC adaptor protein 4. The transcript has 13 exons. NCBI's taxonomy places the organism in Eukaryota, Metazoa, Chordata, Lepidosauria, Squamata, Anguidae. Gene Ontology annotation, biological process: intracellular signal transduction; cell surface receptor protein tyrosine kinase signaling pathway. Gene Ontology annotation, cellular component: plasma membrane. The record is from RefSeq and is a predicted model, not a curated record. Gene Ontology annotation, molecular function: receptor tyrosine kinase binding. Bases 391 to 2352 code for a protein of 653 amino acids.